AUGGCUACGGUCUUGAGCACAGGAGAAGAUGGUGGCCGAUCGAGCAGUGGCAUGGUCGGACGAGACGUGGUUCGCAUGGCUUGUGAUGGUGUUUUGCUAGCUCGGAGCUGGGCUGCCAAGGCCUCUCAGAGCCUAGAAACCCUACACAAGUUGGACAUGGAGGACCACGAGGUGGGGAGUACUAGGGGUGUAGCUUUGAGUGAUUGUGUUAGCCUCUACGACGAUACUAAGUAUCGACUCCAGCGUUUGUUCUCUGAACCCCAUGGUUAUGAAGAUGGACAGGUUUGGCUGAGCGGUGCCCUUACCAAUCACAGGACUUGCUUGGAUGCCCUUAAUGACAGUGGCUCCUCCUUUGUGCCAAAAGCUGUUCACAACCUCACUAAUGUGCUUAGUGAAGCUUUGUCUUCCUAUGCGUUGCAAGCCCACACUAAGGAUAAACCCCAACCCAGACUUCAAGUAGAUCAGUCGAACAGUAGACUUCUAGUGUCAUGGGAUGCAUCCAAGUCGAGGGCGGAUUUCGUGGUGGCCAGAGAUGGAUCGAGCCAUUACCAAACCAUCAACCAAGCUGUGGCUGCACUUUCCAAAAUAGGUGGAAACAGACCCCAGAGAGUGAUCAUCUAUGUGAAAGCAGGAGUCUACAGAGAGAACGUAGUGAUCGAGAGGCACUUGAAGAAUGUGAUGCUUGUGGGCGAUGGCAUCGGCAAAACAAUCAUCACCAGUCACCGGAAUGUUCCAGGUGGCACCACCACUUACAGUUCGGCCACUUUUGGUGUUUCUGGAGAUGGCUUCUGGGCAAGGGACUUAACAUUUGAGAACACAGCAGGACCUGAGAAACAUCAAGCAGUGGCUGCAAGGGUGUCGUCCGACCACUCCAUCUUCUAUCGUUGCAGCUUCAUAGCUUACCAAGACACUCUCUUCGUACAUUCCCUAAGGCAGUUCUACCGUGAUUGCCUUAUCUACGGCACAGUAGACUUCAUCUUUGGCAACGCUGCUGCAAUCUUACAACACUGUGAGAUCUUCGUGAGAAGACCCAUGUCCCAUCAAUCAAACAUGAUCACUGCCCAAGGGAGGGAAGACCCAAAUGAAAGCACAGGGAUAUCAAUACACCUAUCAAGUGUGGCACCUACUUCUGAUCUCAUAGCAGUAAAAGGGUCGUUCAGAAGCUACCUAGGUAGGCCAUGGAAGAGAUACUCCAGGACUGUAUUUCUUAAGACGAACAUUGAUGGAGUGAUCGAUCCUAAGGGGUGGGAAGAGUGGAGAGGCAAUUUUGCCCUUGAUACACUUUACUAUGGUGAGUACAUGAAUUUAGGCGUCGGAGCUUCUACCAGUAACAGAGUGAAUUGGCCUGGUUUUCAUGUCUUAAAUCAACCCAGUGAGGCAUACCCUUUCACAGUUAGUAGGUUCAUACAGGGAGAAUCAUGGAUACCAAUGAGUGGUGUACCCUUUAUACCUGGUGUCUAA
This is a messenger RNA of Macadamia integrifolia, 1461 nucleotides long. RefSeq names its product probable pectinesterase/pectinesterase inhibitor 36. The record is from RefSeq and is a predicted model, not a curated record. Lineage: Eukaryota; Viridiplantae; Streptophyta; Magnoliopsida; Proteales; Proteaceae. The transcript has 3 exons. Gene Ontology annotation, molecular function: pectinesterase activity; pectinesterase inhibitor activity. Gene Ontology annotation, biological process: cell wall modification. Bases 1 to 1461 code for a protein of 486 amino acids.